Racocetra persica is the source of this 2213-nucleotide messenger RNA. The record is from the annotation of a GenBank genome assembly. NCBI's taxonomy places the organism in Eukaryota, Fungi, Glomeromycota, Glomeromycetes, Diversisporales, Gigasporaceae.
AUGAUAAACCUUCAAUAACAAACAGAAAAAUUAUUUCAAAAUCUCCUUUACAAGGCUUAAAUACCGGUCAAACUCCUAGUGAUGAUUCGAAAGAUCAUUUAAUUGCACAAAUUGUCGAAAUGGGAUUUUCUGCUGCUGAAGCAGAGACUGCGCUCGCCGCUACCGACAGUAGAGAGGAUAUUCAAUCUGCUAUUGAAAUUCUUUUUCAGCAACGUGAGGCUGAAGAUCAGCUUCAUAAAAAACAAAUUGAUAAGCGAGAUACUUUUAAAAAUAAACAGGACUUAGGAUUAGGUAAAAGAAGGACUAACACCCUUCCGCACCAUGAAGACGAUGGUGAUUAUGAUGAUGACAGCGAGCCAAGGUUUACACCUCGUGGACGUUAUUCAUCUAAGAGUAGUCCUUUUAGUGUACCAAAACGUAACAUUUACGGAAAGAAUACUUCAGAUGGUGAAAGUAGUGAUCGAUCUUCUUCUUCAACUUCAUCAAGCUUUUAUCAAUCGAAAGAAAAGUUAAUUAACACUGCAAGUGAAUUUGGUUUGACAGCUUUAAAAAAAGCAAGUGCAUUGUAUAAGCAGUCAAGAGAUAGAGUAAAUAAAGCAUUAGUGGAACUUCAACUGCAACAUGAUUCAGAAGAGGAGGGUACAAGAAGGCCAAAAUGGUUGCAAGAAAAUGAAUUUCAAGAAUCUGAUGAUUAUUCAAGCGAAAAGCAUAGUAAUUCUCGAGGUGGAAAAGCUAAUGAUAACAAUAGAGAAUUUCAAAAAAUUGCUAGUAGUUGUGAUAAUACUAGUAGUGAAAAUAUUGGUAAUUUAAAUUUAAAUAAAUUUGGUACUAGGAAUGGAGAUAAGUAUGGUCGAUUAGAAAAAUUUCACGAUAGUUAUGAAGAUACUACCAGUAGUGAUGAGGAUCAACCAGUCAUUGAUAAAGAUAAUUUUACUCCAAUAUCUUCGGACUUUAGAAAGAACGACAAAGUUAAUCGUCUGUCUAAUUUCGAUCUUGUUGAUUCAAAAAAAUCAAAACCUGCAGUCCCCUCGAGAUCUACAAAGCCAAAUAUAGACUUUAAUAAUUCAUCUUAUGUAUCACCUGCUCGACGACGACCCCAUACAAGUUCAUCAUCAAAAAUGGUUGGAGACAUUUCAACGCAUGGUACUCCUAAAAUUAUACCAACUCCUCGACCAACAGUUCAUGUAUCUCCAGAGCAAAUACGUAAUUCGGAAUCUCACAAAACCAAAGGGAAUGAUGCAUUCAAACUUGGUCAAUUUGGUGAAGCUGAAAAAUCUUAUUCUCUCGCAAUUGAUUGUUUACCCUCAAAGCAUAUACAACUUGUUGUGCUUUAUAAUAAUAGAGCGACCGCAAAGUCCAAGAACGGUGAUCAACGAGGAUGUGUUGAGGAUUGCAUUCUAGCUCUUCAAUUAAUAGGUGAUUAUACAUUACCACCACCACCAGGAGUUAAUGUAGACUUAAAAGCUCAAUACAUUAAAGCGCUUAUUCGUCGUGCUUCAGCUUAUGAAUCAAUGGAAAAAUAUGACAAUGCUAAAGAUGAUUACCAAAAAUUAAUGAAUGUUGACCCAAAUAUCAAUAAAAAAGUUAGCGACGGUUUGAGGCGCUGUCAACAAGCCAUCAAUAUGUCAACAGAUGGUUUUGAACCUGUGCAAAAAAGUUCAAAUGUUAAUGGGUUUGAUAAUGACUUUGUGCCUUUUAGCUCACAAACUUUCACAAACCCAUCAACAUAUACAGCUUCAUCAAAUACCUAUACUGCACAACUUAAUAAAUUUGGUUUUAUUGAUCCAACUAUGGUAAAGCCAGCUACAUCGAAUCUAACAAUAGAAACUACAGUUGAUCCAAAUAAUCCAGCUGUAGUAAAACUACGUAAUCAAACACGGCAACAAGAAUUUGAAGAUGCAGAAAAAUUGAGAUGUAAAGAUCAGGUUGAUCAAAAAUUAAUACAAUGGAAGGGAGGAAAAGAAACAAACCUUAGAGCAUUAAUUAGUAGUUUGGAUACAGUACUUUGGGAAGGAUUAGGCUGGAAAACUAUAGGCUUGUAUGAACUGGUAACUCCUGCUCAAGUUAAAAUUAAGUACAUGAAAGCUAUUGGAAAAGUUCAUCCAGAUAAGCUUAGCAGUUCAGCUACAAUUGAACAAAAACUUGUAGCAAAUGGAGUAUUUUCAACUUUAAAUAAUGCGUGGGAUGCUUUUAGAACUCAUAAUAAUAUAUAA